AUGAAGAUGUUUUUCUUUAUCUUUUUUCUGCUCUUCUAUGGAAGCAGUAUUAUACCAGCAAGAAGUGGAGCAGAAAUAUUCAAAUAUGGCAGCUAUGAUUACGGCAAAAAAUGCAAACUAGCCAAAGGCACCUGUAAACAAUUGUGCUCUGAAUUUGAAACUAGGAUUAGUUAUUGCAUAAAACCUUCAACAGUGUGCUGUAUUUGA
Messenger RNA from Trichosurus vulpecula (common brushtail), 207 nucleotides. RefSeq names its product beta-defensin 41-like. Lineage: Eukaryota; Metazoa; Chordata; Mammalia; Diprotodontia; Phalangeridae. Gene Ontology annotation, cellular component: extracellular region. Gene Ontology annotation, biological process: innate immune response. The record is from RefSeq and is a predicted model, not a curated record. The transcript has 2 exons. Bases 1 to 207 code for a protein of 68 amino acids.